GGCCUAGGUGCCACUCGUGCUUCCCACAAGUAGUCAGUUCAGGGGAAACUUCAGCGGUGGCCGGGCUCCUGGGCUCUUGUGAUCUUUCAGAACUGUCGCUCACGAACCGGGGGCGGGGGCUACCGGAACUACCCAAUCAGAGGCUACCGGAAACCGUCGUGGCGAGUCACUCGCCUAGGCUAGAGGAGGUCGCUUCCUGUUAAAUGAUCUGUGUAAACACGUCUCACCUGAAGCACUUGAUGUUCCUCUCCCUGCGGAACUGUGACUUGCAGUGGUCGUGAGAGCGUGCUGAGGCCUCUGGGUCACCGGUGAAGCCGGGAAUGUGCUAUCACCUUGGAUCCUCGGCCAUUGGUUGUGCAGGGCAAGUGCUGUACCACUGAACGUCAUCCCCAGCCUGUGAAUUCUUAUUUCAAAGAAGAUGAAAUCUCUAAAAGGAAAGCACUCAGUGGACUUUGAGGAUGUGGCUAUGAAGUUCACCUUGGAAGAGUGGGCUCUGCUGGAUUCUUCACAGAAGAGACUCUACAGAGAUGUGAUGAGGGAAACCAUAAGGAACGUUGCUGCAGUGGGAGGAAAAUGGAAAGACAGGAGCAAUGAAAAUGAGGAUACAAAGCAAGGGAGAAAUGCAAGAAAUCUUAUGGUGGAGAAACUUUUUGAGAAUAAAGAUCAUCAGUGUGGAGAAAAUGUCAUCCCAAUUCCAAAUCUCAGUCUUACGAAGGAAACUUAUAUCUGUGUAGUACCAUGUAAAGGCAGCUUGUGUGGAAAAGGCCUCAUGCAUCCAACACUCAUUAGUGAGCAGCCCAGUUCUCAUGUUAGGCAUAGACCACAUGCAAGUGAGAAAUAUGGAGAGAAGCCAUAUAAAUGUAAGCUGUGUGGUAAAGCAUUCAGUUAUCACAAGUGGCUUCAGAAAUAUGAACAAUUUCAUACUGAAGAUAUGCACUAUGAAUGUAAACAGUGUGGCAGAGUCUUCAGAUUUCAAAGUUCUUUUCUGACACAUGAAGGAGGUCAUAGAGAGAAACACUAUGAAUAUAAAGGAUGUAACAAAGCCUUCUUUACUUCUGAAAGCUUUCAGAGACACUUGAGUCUGCAUUCUACACAAAAACCUUAUAAAUGUAAAGAAUGUGAGAAAUCUUUUCUUUAUCACAUAACAUUUAAGAUACACAUGAAUAUGCACAGUGGAAAGAAACGUUACAGGUGUAAACACUGUGGAACAGCUUUUUUGUACAAUUCAGCAUUUAAACAACAUGAAAAGAGUCAUACUGGAGAACAACCUGGUGAAUAUAAUCAGUGUGGUAAAUCUUCCAGUGUUUCCACACAUUUGGCACAUAAAAAAAAGAGUCACAAAAUAGAAAAGCCUUAUAAAUGCACAGAAUGUGGUAAAGACUUUAAACAUUUCAGUAACUUUCAAUUACAUAAAACAAUUCAUAGUGGAGAUGAAGUUUACAAAUGCCAGGAAUGUGGGUAUUCCUCUGUUUAUGUUCGGAAGCUUCAACUGCAUAUGAGAAUGCACACUGGAAAUCGACCUUAUAAGUGUAAGGAUUGUGGGAAGUCUUUCAGGUCUUCACAUGACCGUCGAGAGCAUCAAAGUACACACACUGGAGAGAAACUGUAUAAAUGUAAACACUGUGAUAAGCCCUUUAGUUUUUCCAGUGCCCUUCGGAGGCAUUUAAGAACUCACACUGGAGAAAAACCCUAUGAAUGUAAACACUGUGGUAAAACCUUUUCUUCUUCUGGUAACUGCCAAAGGCAUGAAAGAAAUCACACUGGGCAGAAACCCUAUGAAUGUGAACAAUGUGGUAAGACCUUCACUUCUCCCAGUUACCUCCGAAUGCAUAUAAGAAGUCACACUGGAGAGAAACCCUAUGAAUGUAAACAAUGUGGUAAGGCCUUUGCUUUUUGCAGUGCCCUCCAUAUGCAUGAAAGAAUUCACAGCAAACAGAAACCCUAUGAAUGUAAACAAUGUGAAAAGGCAUUCAUUACUUCUACUGCUCUCCACAUACAUGAAAGAACUCACACUAAGCAGAAACCAUAUGAAUGUGGACAGUGUGGAAAGGCAUUCACUUCUUCUGCUUCUCUCCACAUACAUGAAAGAGCUCACAAUAAACAGAAGCCCUAUCAAUGUAAACAAUGUAGUAGGACUUAUUCUUACCCCAGUGGCCUCCUAAGGCAUAAAAGAACUCACACUGAAAGAAACAUUAUUCUAAAGAAUAGAAUAGAAGACAGAUAAAUAGGAAGUGAGGAAAUCUUUUUCAAGUAGAUGGAGUAUCAAGAUUAAAGGAGGAGAGGGCUGGGGAUUUAGCUCAGUGGUUCUGCCGCCUGCCUUGUAAGCAAGA
Molecule: messenger RNA, 2330 nt
Organism: Fukomys damarensis (Damara mole-rat)
Lineage: Eukaryota; Metazoa; Chordata; Mammalia; Rodentia; Bathyergidae
Product: zinc finger protein 709
Exons: 5
Coding region: 419-2224 (601 amino acids)
Biological process (GO): negative regulation of transcription by RNA polymerase II
Molecular function (GO): RNA polymerase II cis-regulatory region sequence-specific DNA binding; DNA-binding transcription repressor activity, RNA polymerase II-specific
Source: RefSeq, a predicted model, not a curated record